AUGGACGAAAAAGCUCAUUUUAUUAAACAAGGAUUGCCACAUGAAGUUCUAGACAUAUCAUUAAGAUGUAGAAGACAAGCUUUGCUACUUAUAAUAUUUUCCAUUAUUACCCUGAUAAUUACAAUAGCCAACUUAAUCACAUACUCUUAUCAUAACCUGUAUUCAUGAAUAAUCGAAUUAUUUACAAGCCUAGUCGGAAUUGCUAUCGGAAUUUUAGGACUGCACGCAGUGCAGUCUCAAAAGCUACAUAUUGUAAAGCGCUACAAAUUCUGUAUCAUUAUUUACGCAUUUUAUUUCUUAACUUAACUUAGACAGACGGGCGCGUGCCCUUAAUUUUAACGAAAUCACCGAGGAUCCCUUGUGGGAUUCAUCCGCUUUGCGACCUCCCUCGCACAUAUAGUGUGAGUACUGAGGCCUCCUCCUUGCCUCUUGUAAAAGGCUCCAGUGUUGAGUGGGCAGACUACGGGUUUGUGCCUCCUGAGGCUGUAGUUGACGAAGUUGGCGUUCCGAAAUUCAAAAAAAUGGAAUUUCUGGUAGCCUAUCGGCAAAAGGGUUAAGUCCAGAUCCUGGACGCAACGCCCAGUUUCACGCUAGGCAGUUGCCCGAUUGGUCUAGGUAUCACCUAUAGACUUCGCUGGGCUUGCCCUUUCCAAAUCUGAAUCCUCCUUUCCUUCGAGGUAAAAACUAGUCUCUGAAUUGGGCUUGGGCUAGGUUCUGCGCUCCUGCAGAAUUAGUUGCCUAGCAUGCCGUCCUUUCAAGGCUAGAAAACCUUGCCGGAUAUAAUUAAAAUAUGGGUCGGAGGCUGUAUGGCCGAGAGGCCAUACCUAGACGAAGACGCCAUAUUUUAAUUACGCAUUUUAUUUCAUUGCCAGCACUAUUGCUACAGGCCUUCUUGAAUUCAUAUCAUAUUUAAUGUCUUCAAACAAUGCUGCUGAAGAUGGAAUUAUAGGAGUUGCUUUAGGUUUAAUAAUUGUUGCUUCAAUUCCAAUAUGUUGGUGAUGCUCGGUUAGUGCUAUUAUUUACAAUAGGAAUUUAGAAAGCUAUGAAAGAAACCCUUAUGAUGCUGGUAUAACAAUUGAAAAAGUAUCAACAGAAGUAGGAGGAUCAAGUCUGAACCCUAUAAGAGGAUCUAUGAUAAACAUCUAA
Blepharisma stoltei is the source of this 1146-nucleotide messenger RNA. Lineage: Eukaryota; Ciliophora; Heterotrichea; Heterotrichida; Blepharismidae. The record is from the annotation of a GenBank genome assembly.